CCCGUCAUCCACAUCGUUGGUUCCCGGGCCGUCGUCCUGUUCCACUUCUUAAAACGAGAUCCUGGCUUGAUCCCUUCACCGCCUCAGACGAAAUACGCGACUCCGGGCAAUUUCCAAAACUUUUCGAGACAAUUGCGCUGGCGGCCGCCUCCCCUACCCAGCGACGUGGCUGCUGCUGCGACUUGCGAUAACGUUAGAUAACACAAACCCGACGCGUUCGACCAACGGUUUCCGGGGCUACACUUGCCGUUACCACACUGAUACCUCCCACGACUUGCAAAUUGUCUGGGACAUGCACCAUGGCUUUCCAACAAUCAACACGGCAGCCCGUCCAGUGGGUGGACCGCAACGAACCAGGGCAAGGAGAGGCUGCAGCUCCCACUCCACAGAACCUCUCAGUGCCGAACGAGUCUCAGACAUGGGUUGUCUUUACUCCGGGAACUGACGCGGGAACCACGACCACGAACUCAACCUCUUACCUGAACUCAGUCCAAGACGGCCAAAUAACACCGGGUAGAUCGAGGAUCAGUGACCUCGGCAGCCUAGACACCGUUGCACGGUCCGAGUUCGAUUUACAAGCCGCCUCAGAGGUCAUAUCAGCAAGCGUCGCCGAGGAGGACGCCGAGCUCGACAGCCUCGACAGCCACCUACCCGAGUUUCGAAUUGUUCCAAACCAUUACAGCCAACCCGAGGUUGCACAUGCGGCACCGGUGCUCCCAGGGCAUGACGGCCUGGGCUCUUUCCGAUUUGAGACUCCAGGCAUGAGCCCCGAGGCUCAGGACCGAAUGUACGCCUUCGAGAGAUUUAACCCCAACCGCGUGGUGCACAAGCCCGAAGGUUUCAAUCUGGCUCAGUUGGAAACCCAGACGGAAGAGGCACAAGACUGGGAGCGCAACCACAGGAUAGAGGCCUGGCGGCUAGAACAGAGCCAGCUGCUCCUCGAAGACAUCCGAAGCGAGGCAAAGAGGAUACAGCAGUCUGAGGAGUCGAUUCGCAAGGUUCAACACACAGACAGCAUGCAAUCGGAGGUGGCUGAGAGGAGCGUUGCGGACGAGGAGGCGGCAGAUAUCAACCUCAGCGGGGCCGAUUGGCAUGACCAGGAUGAGCCAAUUCGGAGCGGGGCAAAGCCCGGCUCAUGGAGCCGAAUCGCGCGGAAGUUCAUCUCUGACGUGAUGGGGGUCGAUGACAAGCUGCUCGCGGUCCUCUUCGGGGAUGAGGUUCCGGACAACGAUAUGCUCUCGUCGACGCCUCAGGCAACCCCCACGGACGCCUUCGCCCCCGCACCGGGCCGCAUCGGGUCGGAGUCAUCGCAUGACUCCGAGUGGCAGCUGCGCAUGCUGGACCGGAUAUCCAGAGAGCUUGGCGUGCUUGUACACCAGAUGUCGACUCAUCCUGGUGCCUUCUCGACCUAUACACGGGUGCAGCACAUGGCUCUGCCGUAUGCCGGUCUGCCUGUUAUCCCCGAGAUGCCUGCCGACGUGAGCGAUGCCGGGCAGAGGAUGGAAGACAGCGUCCCGUCCAUGCCGCAGUUCAAGCCCACCGUGGACCGGACGGCCGACCUUCUCAGUGCGCGGCCCUCGGUGACCCCCACACCUUCGGCCCCAUCUGCUUCCGACAUGACUCCGAGUGAUAGCCAGCACACUUUCACGCAGCAAGAGUGGGAACAGGAUCUGGACAUCCGGCUGGUUUUCCGGUACCUGCGGUCCCGUUUCAGCUCGUCCCGCCAAGCAUCGCCGUCCUUCUCGUCGGGUACGUCACACCUCGCCACCUCCAGCACGCAGGACAUGGCGGCCAAGGCGGCGCGAGUGCGUCAGCAUCACCCCCUCGUGUCCCACGCACACACGCACGGGUACCACCGAACCCGCCCGGUCGAGCGGCGCACUUUCAAGGCGACAGUGCCGUCCAGCCCCGUCGCGAUUCGACACCCACCUGCGAGCUGUGCGAGUCAGAGCACCCGGCGGUCUGCGCGGAGGAGCAGCAUCUCGUCGAGACAGUCGUCUCGCCACUACUGGGAUAUUGGCGGGUCCAUCAAAACGGGGAGCGCCAUUGCGAGCACGGGUCCGAUGGGAAGCUGGGGCGAGGUCUGAACGGUGCUGCGCCAGCCAGUCGUCACCUCGUAACCGCAAGGGACGGCGCCCACCGCCGCAAAUGAUGGUAUUGUAUUUCCACUUCUCACUUUUCACUUUUUCUCUCG
Messenger RNA from Chaetomium fimeti, 2194 nucleotides. RefSeq lists its product as uncharacterized. Lineage: Eukaryota; Fungi; Ascomycota; Sordariomycetes; Sordariales; Chaetomiaceae. The transcript has a single exon. Bases 300 to 2087 code for a protein of 595 amino acids. The record is from RefSeq and is a predicted model, not a curated record.